This is a messenger RNA of Drosophila busckii, 2053 nucleotides long. It is a transcript of the gene Dhit, whose product is annotated as regulator of G-protein signaling 17. Bases 651 to 1472 code for a protein of 273 amino acids. The transcript has 7 exons. Lineage: Eukaryota; Metazoa; Arthropoda; Insecta; Diptera; Drosophilidae. The record is from RefSeq and is a predicted model, not a curated record.
AAAAAGCAAAUACAAUUUAAAAGGCAUGCGCCCCGCCCCGAACCCUAGUGCUUGCCCCUAACCCGCGCAGAGCGCAUUGGUAGUGAGAGAAACACCAACAACUCCUAUAAUAUUAAAAACAGUGUGUUCAAAAUAAUGUUCUUAAUGCUAAUGAACUAUUGUGCGUUUUGUCUGUGUUCUAGAUAAAAAGAAACGAAGAAAUCAAAGUUUUGCAAAAGCAGCGGCCAAAAAUAUGUAAAACGCAACAACAACAACAAUACUAGCAACAACAAAAAUCAUAAUAAGGUAGCAACGAGAGCGCAAAAGCACAAAACCCCAAAAGCACUCACACACACACACUCUCGAUUAAAAGUUAUUAGCAAAAGCAUAAAUACUCGCAUAAUACGCUCAUUUGCACGCUCGCUCGCUCUCUCUCUCUCUCCCUCUCUCCCACCCACACACACACACACACACACGCAAACGCACACGCACAGGCACACUCUCUCGCUCUGCAAAGUGCAUAGGCCAGGCAACUGUUCGUUGUGUGUGGGAGUGUGGAGAGUGUGAGAGUGGAGACGAAGAACGACGACGACUGUAGCUAGUAGCUAGGUCAGUGGCAGUGGGCGGCCAUUAAUAACAACAGCAGCAACAACAACAACAAAGCGACAGUCAUGUCCUGUACCGUUUCGGAGCUGCCCAGUGGCUGUCGAUUGCGUUCCAGUGGUGGCGGCGUUGGCGGUGGGGUAAACAACGGUAAUAGCGGCGAGACCGUCAGCAGCACAACAACUACAACAAUAGCAGCAGCAGUGGGCGGAGGCGGGGGCGGAAUUGGCGGAGUAGCAGCUGUUACCACAAGCAGUAUGACUACCACAUCCAAUGUGCUGCAAGAAUCAAAUGCGCCGUUGCCACGUCCGGCGCAGUCACAGAAGCCAUGCUGCUUUUGUUGGUGCUGCUGCUGUUCCUGCUCCUGGGCUAAGUGCUUGGCAAUCAAGAACGCUGACGAAAAUGCGCCCACCAAACGUGAUCUCGCCAGCGGCGAAUUCCUAGAUGGCGAUCAACCCACAUUAGAAGAAAUACGCAGCUGGGGCAAGAGUUUUGACAAACUUAUGAAGAACUCAAGUGGUCGAAAGGUAUUUCGCGACUUUCUGCGCAGUGAAUUUAGCGAGGAGAACAUUUUGUUUUGGCUUGCCUGCGAGGAUCUCAAAAAGGAGAACAGCGCUGAAGUGGUAGAGGUUAAGGCGCGCCGCAUCUAUGAGGACUAUAUAUCCAUAUUGUCGCCGCGAGAAGUGUCGCUGGAUUCGCGAGUACGCGAGAUUGUCAAUCGCAACAUGAUUGAACCGACGACCCAUACCUUUGAUGAAGCUCAAAUACAAAUCUAUACGCUGAUGCACAGAGACUCAUAUCCCAGAUUCCUAAACUCGCAAAAGUUCAAGACACUCGCUCAACUGCAAGACAAUUCGAAUGCCGGUUCCAAGGCGGAUAGUCCUACUUAGAUGCUUAUAUGUAUAUUAUGUUCAUUUCUGUUGAAUGUCUCAUGUGCUGUGUUGAUUUUCGUUGUUGUACUGUGGUUUAACUUUAGUAUUCAAAUAAUUUGGAGUUUGUCCUUUUGGUAGCUGUUGCACAAAGCAAUAUUGUCAUAUAUAAACCAGAGCGCAAAAACAGCUGCCAAAUUGUGGCAAGCGACCCAAGGCAGGCAGGCAGGCAACCGAUUCCUUCUUUACACUGGUUCUAGUCGUUAACAUAAGCCAUAAACAAAAAACCAAAAACCUAAAACCAAAAACACAAACUAGGCAAUUUAUAAAAUUAGUUUUUAAACCGCAAAGAAAUUUGGCAUUUCUUUAGCUUUAAAACAAAAAGGAGAAGGAGAAAUUGUAAACGUUUCUAUUGUACCAAGGGUCUCGUUAGCUGGGGACACAUUGGUUCAAAGCGAUACCAAAAAUAGCAUAUAUUGUAAUAAUUGUUAUACUAUAAGACGUAUUAAUCAAAUUGAACAAAGAACAACUUUAAAUGCAAAAAUGCUUUUCCAUAAAAAACAAAAACCAAAAAAACAAAACAAAAAUAAGCAACAUUUUUA